This is a messenger RNA of Arachis stenosperma, 3594 nucleotides long. RefSeq names its product protein SET DOMAIN GROUP 41. The transcript has 5 exons. NCBI's taxonomy places the organism in Eukaryota, Viridiplantae, Streptophyta, Magnoliopsida, Fabales, Fabaceae. The record is from RefSeq and is a predicted model, not a curated record. The coding region runs from base 2 to 1978 and encodes 658 amino acids.
GAUGGAGAUGCGAAGCAUGGAAGAUACAGAGAUAGCCACAGACAUGACUCCAUCCCUCGUCCCUCUCACUUUCUCUCUCCACCACUCUAACCUCCACACUCACUGCUCCUCUUGUUUCUCUCUCCUCCCUCCCUCUCCCAUUCCCAUCCCUCCCUUCCUCUACUGCUCUCCAACCUGCUCCGCCGCCCACCCUUUCCUCCUCCACCACUCCGCCGUCUCUCACUCCUCCGACCUCCGCGCCGCCCUCCUCCUCCUCUCCCACUACCGCCCCUCCGUCACUUCCUCUCGUGUCGCUGGCCUCCUCUCCAACCGCCACAAGCUCACGUGCCACCACAACUCCGACGAAGACGAGGUUUCCGAGAGAAUCAGCAGUGGAGUCAGAGCCUUGGCCACUGCAAUUACGGAGCUGCGAGGGGAGCUGGAGCCGGACGACGCCGUUUUGGAGGAGGCGGAGUGUGCAUUGUGCGCGGUGCUAACGAACGCCGUGGAGGUGCAGGAUAAGGAAGGGCGCGCACUGGGAAUCGCGGUUUAUGGUCCGGCGUUCUCUUGGAUCAACCACAGCUGCUCCCCCAAUGCCUGCUACCGCUUCAUCCUCUCUCCUCCUCCUCCUUCUUCUUCUUCGCAGGAAUCCAAGCUUCGAAUAGCUCCAUCUUCCUUUCGCGGUUCUCCUGAUUCACAAAUAGAUAGUGGGGUUUGUACUAUCAGUAAUCAUUUUCAGAAAGUGAAUUGGGGUUACUUUUCUGCAUUAGAAGAAGAGGAGCAAAAGCAAGGCUAUGGACCGAGAUUGAUUGUGAGGAGUAUCAAGAGAAUCAAAAAGGGACAAGAGAUUACCAUAGCAUACACUGAUCUCUUGCAAUCUAAGGCAAUGCGGCAAUUGGAUCUAUGGUCCAAGUACAGGUUUAUCUGCUGUUGCAUGCGAUGUAGUGUUGUGCCCUUCACAUAUGUUGAUCAUGCAUUGCAAGAAAUUUCUGUUUCCGGUUGUGAUUUUACUAGUUCAAGCUCCAGCUACAAUCUUCUCAGAGACACAGCAGAAAGAAGACUGAAUGAUUCAGUUGAUGAUAUUAUAUCUGAGUAUCUCAUGGCUGGUGAUCCUGAGCCUUGCUGUGAGAAACUUGAGAAGAUUCUUAUGCAGGGUCUGUGCGACGAGUUGGACAAUGUUGAAGAAACUCCACAUUAUAAGUUCAUGUUGCAUCCCCUGCAUUACCUCUCUCUAAAUGCAUACACAACACUUGCUUCGGCAUAUAAAGUUCGUGCUAGUGAUAUCUUGUCUACAACUUCUACAAUAGAUCAAAACCAGUUAGAAGCUUUCAACAUGAGCAGAACCAGUGCAGCAUAUUCCUUGUUACUAGCAACUACAGCACAUCAUCUCUUCAAUUCCGAAUCCUCACUGAUUGCAUCUCUUGCAAAUUUUUGGACAGGUGCAGGCGAGUCUUUGUUGUAUCUUGCCAGAAGUUCGGAAUGGAGCAAGGUUUUCAAAUCAAGUCUGGUUGCUUCUUCGGUUUCCAAGGUCAAAUGUUCCAAGUGUUCAUUAAUGGAUACAUUUAGAGCCUAUAUGUGUAAUGGUAGAAUUAGGAAUGAUGAUUUUGAGAAUGCAUCAAAUGAGUUUCUUGAUUGCAUCUCACAUGAUUCAACACAGAAGGUUUGGAGUUUCCUUGUCAAUGGUUGCCGUUUUUUGAGAUCGAUCAAGGAUCCUAUGGAUUCGGGCUGGUUAGUCUCUACCAGCGAUUCCAGAGCAACGGAUCCCGGAGCUCUGGCUAAGAAAAAAUCUGAAAUAUGUCACUCACACGAAUCUGGAAAUAGUAUCCAGACCUGUGAAGAACAAACUUGCAAUGAGAAUGCAAGGGUACACAUUUUUGAGCUGGGUGUACAAUGCUUAGCAUAUGGAGGAUUAUUGGCUGCUAUAUGUUAUGGUCACCAUUCCCAUUUGGCUUCAUAUGUUGAAGAGAUUCUGGAUGACGAAAACAAUCUUAUAUUAUAAAUUUAUAAUGCUUCCAUAAAGUAUUGACUUGGAAAUUAAUUUUUCUAGUUGAUACCUGUUCCUGAUAUUAGUUAAAAACUUCCAGUUCCAAAUGAAAAUAUUUUACAAAACAAUGCAUCACAUUUUUUUUUGUCAAGUAGUGGACAGUUACGCUUUGUGUGGAUAGGCCCACAAGAGAAAAGCCCAUAGGAGUGAUAGUGGAGAGAGUGGAGACUGGAGACUGGGGAGUGGAGAGGGACCGAUUGGUAACUUCCUUUGUUCCCACUAUAUAUAGCGCACAUGCAAAGCUGUAAAUCCCUCAAACCCUAAUCGGUUUCCGCUGCUAAAAUCUAGAUCAUAUUCUCCAUUCUCUGGCUCUCUGCACAUUUACGCCCAAAAUUUUAUCUGUUCAGGUGUUUUCUUAUUUGUGAUAUUUCUGUGUGUUGAAUUUUUGCUACUUUAUUAUGUUUUCAUAUUGUUGAAAUUUUCAAAAGAAAAAUGAAAUCCGUACCUAAAUUUUGACGCAUACAAUGUUUUCUGACCAGUUACAUGAAGCUAUGUUUGAAUGAUGAAAAUCUUGUAGUUAGAACCCUAAUUUAUAGUUCAUAGAUUGCCCAAUGAUGCACAACAUAGAUUGUUGAGCGGCUACUCGUAUUCCUUCAUAAUCUGAUCUGCACUCUCUCUCUCUCUCUCUCUCUCUCUAUGAAUAUACUAUUUUUCUUUUUUUUUUUCCUUUUGGUCCCUCAUCGCUCGCACUCUUUUCUCUCAAGUUUCUGAAAACCGAACCGGUCAUAUGAAUCCAUGUACGUAUGCAUGUAUGUCAAUGGCACUCUGAUUGAUGCAGAGACGGCUAUGAAUGGAAUUCGGGUGUCCAAAGCCGCAUAUGAUUCUCUAUUAAGCUAUGAGAUCUGAGGGCUUUUUCUGACUAUUAUUAUUGUUAGCUCACAAAUUUUCUGUUGUUUUUGUUCGUGUAUGUUAGUGCUGCCCAAUGAUGGAGAAAUUAGACUAUUGAGUAGCUACGUGGUUCUGUUUUCUAGCUGGACAUGCACCAUUGACUCUAUCUCUCUCUCUUUCUCUCUCUCUCAAUCCAUCUCUGUGUAUGUGUGGGUGUGUUUGUGUGUGUGUGUGACUGGAUGAAGUACUCUUAUAUUUAGAAAUAAUAAUAUAAUAAUAAUGAUCAAGGCAAUGGUGCAAGAAGGCUGUUAAUGAAACCCGUUUAAGCUACACAUGAUUUCUGUAUAGCUAUGAGAUCUGAGGGCUAUGAAUGUAUUUUUUUUAGAAAUGAUAAUUGGCAUGUAUACUUAGUAAUCGGAAAUUAUAGGGUUCUGACAUUUUAACAGGAAAAUCUUUGAAGGAGAUAUCUAAUUUCAUGAUCGAUAGGUUCUACCCGGGAAUAUCAGCUUUGUUGGUGUUGGUAUCUGGAGCUGUGUUAUUCCUGCAUUGUUCUUCGUAGCUGUCGGCUGGGCUAGUUAGGAUAUAAAUAACCAUUUUGUAAUUUUACAGUUGACAAGUAUAUUAUCCGAGCAUGUUGAUAAGAUAAUUUUAUUCUAAUUAUGUUGCGCUGUUGUAUUUAUUUGAUUUUUUGUUCUCGAUAUGACAUCCUCUCUGAUCCCAAAUAAAUUAGAGUUUUUCUUUAA